Phoenix dactylifera (date palm) is the source of this 1676-nucleotide messenger RNA. RefSeq names its product Calcium-binding EF-hand family protein. The record is from RefSeq and is a predicted model, not a curated record. Gene Ontology annotation, molecular function: calcium ion binding. NCBI's taxonomy places the organism in Eukaryota, Viridiplantae, Streptophyta, Magnoliopsida, Arecales, Arecaceae.
GUAUAUAAAGAGGGAGAGGCCGAGGGAGAGGGGAAAAGGAGAAGGAAAAAGAGGUCACAAGGGGAUCACAGGAGUCGCACCGGUUGCAGCUUUGUUUGUUUUCUUUUUUCGUUUGGUAUCGAUCUCUGCGACCGCUACCGCUGCGCAAUAAAUAGAGUUGGGGAGGGAGCGGGGAGAUGGCCAGUUGGUUGGGGAGGAAGAAGAGCGGGGAGAAGGGGAAGAAGGGAGGUGAGGAGGAGGAGAAGAAGGUGGUGCUGGAUGGGACGGAGAUAAGGGAGUUGGUGGAGAACGAAGACGCCUUUACUAGCUUCGUCGAGCACAAGUUCCAGGAGCUGGACGUCAACCACGACGGUAAGCUCGACGUCAAGGAGCUCCAGCCCGCCGUCGCUGACAUCGGCGCCGCCCUUGGCCUCCCGGCCCAGGGCACCUCGACGGACUCCGACCACAUCUACUCUGAGGUUUUGAAUGAAUUCACACAUGGAAAGCAAGAACAAGUGAGCAAGUCCGAGUUUAAGGAGGUACUUUCUGAUAUUUUGUUGGGCAUGGCAGCUGGGCUAAAAAGGGACCCAAUCGUCAUCUUGAGGAUUGAUGGGGAAGACUUGAAGGAGUUUGUCGAGAGCCCAAAAUUUGAACCAGACGCACUUGCCAUAUUCUCAGAGAUGGAGUCAGCAAAUGAGUCUCUCCGCAAGUGCUUGACAGUGGGUCUUCAACAACUCACAGUUGAGCAUGGCAUGCCACCAGCUUCUGACUCUUGGGUCAUAAGUAACAUCGUGGAACCUGCUUUACAAUCACUUUCUACCGAUCGGCUCGAACAACAUGCUUCUCAAGAGAUCUUCUUUGAAGAAUUUAAAAAGCUUUUGUGCAGCCUCAUCCAAUGCCUCCAAGAGCACCCUGUCAUUGUUGCCCAUAGUGAAAACACCUUUGAUGGAAGUGGCAUCAAGAUACUAUUAUCAAACAAAUUUGAAUUGGAUAAGUUGUUGGAUUCGGUGUGGAGAGACCUACCGAAGGAUCAGCAUCAGAAAACAUCAAAGGACUAUCUUCGGGUUGCACUAGAUAGGAUGGCUUCCUCUGCAGAUUUACCUCCUUUUGGUGCUGUUGGUCAGGUUGAUGCUAUUGUGAAUGACUCAUUGAAGAUGGUAAAUGCAGACGAUGGGAAGAUUGUGGAUGAAGCCGAGUUCAAGAAAACGUUAACCGAGAUUCUUGGGAGCCUUAUGUUGCAAUUGGAGGGCAACCCUAUAUCUGUUUCAUCUAACUCAGUGGUUCAUGAGCCUUUAGAGUCUUCAUCUACCCUCUUGACUGCAUCAUCAUUGUCGGCUUCACCAAGUGAGGGAGAUUAGCCUAGUUCAAUAUUAUAAGAAUCACAGCUAUCACAUCAAGAGACCUUCAUAGAUAUAUUGUGAUCUAAUUUCCUUAAUGUUAAUGGGGUUUGUUGAUAAUAUGCUGUAUUUUCCUCUCUAGUUCGCCCUCAUCCUUUUUCCCACCAGUUUUUUUGUGGCAGAAGGAUAUAAUCAGUACUCAAAAAGUUCGCAAAAGAUAAUAAAAAAUGAACCUUAGGCCCAACCCAAUUUUAUUGAGCGAGGUUUGUAAACUUUUGAGAGAGCUUGGAAGGGCUAUCAUUGAACUUUAUUGUGCUGUGCCAAGUUAUCCUAAAGGAAUAGAAUUUUAAGUUCAUGACA